AUGCUCGCUAGCCUGUCUGGUACGAUGCAAGCGCCCGCACCAGUGCCCCUGUUUCGCAGAGUGGACAUCGCCUUGGGCUGCUCCUACGUGUGGGAAGAUGUCAGGGGCUUGCUGCGUGCCUCCGGCGGCUCAUCCUCCCAGCAUCCCGCUACCCUCGUCCUGAGGGGUAUCAGCGUCAGAGAUGACGGGAACUUGGACGAUGUCACCGAGUACGAAGUCCCACAGGGAAAUCCUGACUCCUCUUCUCCCAUUGUCUUUGAAGCCUCAGCCCAGUCGGUAUCCAUCCCGCACGCAGAGUCCCUGCUGCACGCGGAGUGUGACGGGGAGGAGGUGAACUGCGAGAUCUCCCCGUACAGCUCCCAGCAGGCUGGCGAGGGGCUCUGCCGUACCUCCUGGUUCAUCGCCACCCUGCAGCUCUCCGGCGGGAUCAGUAUCACCUUGGUGCUCAGAGGCCCCCACUGCAGCAGCCGGGAGGAGAAGGAGCACGAUGCAACGCUGCACCCAAAGCUGAAGAUUCCUAUGAGCAAGGAGAGCACGGUGCUGACCACAGUUGAAUUUCAGUCGUCAUCACGCAACACUUCCCUGCACACGCAUCUUGGCAGCUCAGUCACCCUCGACUGCCGCUUUGCCUUGGCUCCCAGCUCCUCGUUCUCCUCGCUGGAGUGGAGGAGGCAGCACCGAGGCAGUGGCCGUAGCCUUUUCCAGUACCAGGUGGGGAGCACAGGCCCAGCUGUGCAGCCAAAAGUCCACGUGGAUGUGGCAGAGCUGGUGGGGAGUGGAGAUGCAUCGCUUAGCCUGCAAGGAGUGAGCGUGGAAGAUGAAGGGACGUACAUCUGCUUGGUGUCCACCCCGCUGCACCAGGCCCAGCACAUCAUCCAGCUGCAUGUGGCUGAGCCUCCAAGAGUUCGUGUCAUUCCAGCAGUGGUGUCAUUCGAGAGAGAUGUGACGACUACUCUGACCUGCACUGUUGCUGGCUAUUACCCCCUGGACGUCUCGGUGAGCUGGACACAGAAGACUCCUGAGGAUAACGCGGAAAUCCCUCUCUCAAACGCACGUUUCUCCAGCCACCGGCAAAGCCAAGAUGGCACGUACAGCAUCACCUCCUACCUCAGCAUCAGCUCAGCCACAGCGCAGGCACCAGCCACCUACAGCUGCCAUGUUUCACACGUGGCCCUGGCAGAGCCCAUCUCUGUGAGCAGCCAUCUUAAGGCACCAGAGCAAACGGGAUCGGAAGGACUGGUGGGGGGUUUCAUGGCCACCAUCAUUUUCAUCAUCGUCCUCUUUGUCGUGCUCAGGAGACGAGCAGCUAAACCAAAGUCUGAGCAACUUCUAAGGGCUCCAGAAUAG
Messenger RNA from Nipponia nippon (crested ibis), 1347 nucleotides. Lineage: Eukaryota; Metazoa; Chordata; Aves; Pelecaniformes; Threskiornithidae. The record is from RefSeq and is a predicted model, not a curated record.